AUGAGGAGCUUCUUUAAUAUUGCGGCCUUUACUGCCGGUGCCCAGGCUCUUGUCCCUCGUGGUAGCAGCUGCUGCUUCCAUUUAACCGCCUCCGGUGGUUCAUCUGGUCCUGUUGGACAACUUAGUGAUGGGCAGAACCGUAUCGGUGACAAUAGUCUGUCCCCUGCGCAGUUUUGUAUCGACUCUGGUUCUAUCACUGAUGGAAGCGGUCGUGGUUGCAUCCUCACACCACCCACUACCCAAUUCCAAUGUGACGUGGGUGCCACUCCUACUCCAGGAUUCUCUAUCAAUUCCUCUGGCAUGCUGGAGUUCCAGGGCAACACCAACUUUAUUGCCUGCGAGACUGGUCAGAACGGUGGCUUGAACAUCCAUACCACCGCAAGCUCCGCUCUCAGCCAGUGCAAGACUAUCCAAUUGACGGCCGACUCGUGCGUACCUCCUGCACCAACUACCCCCGCUCAACCACCCCCAGCCGCGACCACCUCGGCUGCUAGUAACGGAUGUGGCACUACGUUGAACUCGGGACAAUUUGAAUUCCCUCACUUGAUCAUCCCCAUUGACUCGUCCUCUCCCAACACUGCCUUUGGGACCCAGUUCAAUGGCAAGGUGACAUCGUCCGUGUCGAGCAUCUUCAACUUUGAUAUUCCCCGGUCAGACUCGGGCAAGACCUGCAGCUUGGUCUUCCUGUUCCCGAAACAGGCAGAUCUUCAGACCUCGUCCUUUACCUUUAGUGGUGAUGGUAAGAUUGAUUUUGCUGCGUUGUCCCAGGCUGCCACUAGCUCCACUACCUUCAACAAUGCUCCUUCUGUCUCCAAGGAUCUCGGCACAAUCACUGUCUCGCCUGGCAACUCAUUUGUUGUCUCCACCUUCUCUUGCCCGGCUGGUCAGACCGUGGCUUUUGAGAUGAAGAAUGCUGGAAGCACUAGUCUCGAAUUCUUCGAAGACUUCAACCCCUCUCCCAUUGGUCUUUUCAUCACGGUUUGCUAA
Messenger RNA from Penicillium daleae, 987 nucleotides. RefSeq lists its product as uncharacterized. NCBI's taxonomy places the organism in Eukaryota, Fungi, Ascomycota, Eurotiomycetes, Eurotiales, Aspergillaceae. The coding region runs from base 1 to 987 and encodes 328 amino acids. The record is from RefSeq and is a predicted model, not a curated record. The transcript is spliced from 3 exons.